This is a messenger RNA of Hippocampus zosterae (dwarf seahorse), 1074 nucleotides long. It is a transcript of the gene dnali1, whose product is annotated as dynein, axonemal, light intermediate chain 1. The record is from RefSeq and is a predicted model, not a curated record. NCBI's taxonomy places the organism in Eukaryota, Metazoa, Chordata, Actinopteri, Syngnathiformes, Syngnathidae. Gene Ontology annotation, cellular component: filopodium; axoneme. The transcript is spliced from 5 exons. Gene Ontology annotation, molecular function: dynein heavy chain binding. Bases 203 to 976 code for a protein of 257 amino acids.
UUUGUGCUUCUGAUGCAAACGAAAUGCGUGAGUGGAAAAAGUGGUCAAAAUCAGUUCCCCACCCGGCUCGAAUACGAUCGAUACCAGUCGGAGAACGUUACCAUGACGACAGAAAACGUCAACGCGAACUUUUUUUUAAAGUCGAAACCAACCUGCUGCUGCAGUUUUUCGGAAGAAAAAACAUUUUAUCGCAUCCCAUAAGAUGAAUGAGGCCACAGAGUCCCUUCUCAAAUAUGACACUCCGGUUUCGAUCAGCAAAAGCACUGCGAGGAAAUCGGGGAAGGGGCGUCCAUUCAAAGUGAGCGCGCAUCAGCCUGCUGACACCCCUGUGCCCCCUCCGCCUAAAACCAAAUCAGGGUCAGCUGAAAAUGAGGAAAUCCUUCACGUCAUCUUUCCGCCCAGGGAGUGGAUGGAGGGCAACCAGAUGUGGGCGCAGCGGGUGUCCAGUACGCCGAGUACACGGGCCGACGUGGUCAACCUGGAGGAAGUGCUGGACAGGAAGUUGCAGCAGAGGCGGGCCUUGGAAACGGGCAUCUGCCCCGUGCGUAGGGAGUUGUACUCGCAGUGCUUCGACGAGCUGAUUCGGCAGGUGUGCGUCAACUGCGCCGAGCGAGGCCUCCUGCUGCUGCGCGUCCGAGACGAGCUCCGAAUGACCAUCGCCGCUUACCAGACCCUGUACGAGAGCAGCGUGGUGUUCGGCAUGAGGAAAGCCCUGCAGGCCGAGCAGGACAAGGUGGAGGUGCUGCAAAGAAUAAGCGAUCUGGAGAAAGAGAAAGAGGAUCUGAUGACGCGGCUAAAUGCUCAGAAGGCCGAGUGCGUCGCCAACGAGAGGAGGGCCGAGGCAAAAUGGGAAGCACAGGAAAAGAAGUACACGGAGCAGAUUCAGUUUUUGAAGAGGACCAACCAGCAGCUCAAGGUAGAACAUGUCCACCUUUCAAUGCUUCUCUUCCUGACGUCUGCAUGCAUUCCCGCUUAGACCCAACUGGAAGGGAUGGUGGCGCCAAAGAAGUAACUAACUCCCCAGCUGCGACGUGUCGCUGUCGCUACAUGGCAUGGCUACAAACGGAGGCAAAU